Messenger RNA from Pollicipes pollicipes, 1257 nucleotides. RefSeq names its product phosphopantothenoylcysteine decarboxylase. Gene Ontology annotation, molecular function: FMN binding; phosphopantothenoylcysteine decarboxylase activity. The coding region runs from base 102 to 728 and encodes 208 amino acids. Gene Ontology annotation, biological process: coenzyme A biosynthetic process. The record is from RefSeq and is a predicted model, not a curated record. NCBI's taxonomy places the organism in Eukaryota, Metazoa, Arthropoda, Thecostraca, Pollicipedomorpha, Pollicipedidae. The transcript has 2 exons. Gene Ontology annotation, cellular component: phosphopantothenoylcysteine decarboxylase complex.
GUGAAUAGACUGAGGUGGGGGUUGCGCAAGGCGGCGUCAAGGCGUGCUUCAGCUGUCUGGUCGGAGCUGUGGUAACCCCACCUGGUCUGUUGGGUGGGGCAAUGGCCGGCGCCGAGUCGGAAUCUGCCGCCGGAGACUGGCAUGUGUUGCUCUGCUGCACGGGCAGCGUGGCCUCGCUCAAGGUGCCGGAGCUGGCGCGGCGCCUGCAGGCCGGCCCAGCCGACGGCGGACGGGCCGUGCACCUGCGUGUGGUCAGCACCGAGCACGCGCGCCACUUCUUCUCUCCGUCCGAGCUGCCGAACGGCGUGGCGCACCUGAGUGACGCCGACGAGUGGGCCGCCUGGCGUGCGCGCGGCGACCCUGUGCUGCACAUUGCGCUGCGUGAGUGGGCCGACCUGCUGCUGGUGGCGCCGCUCAGUGCCAACACGCUGGCCAAGCUGGCGCACGGAUUGGCCGACGGCCUGGUGGCCUGCGUGGCGCGCGCCUGGCCCCUCGGCCGCCGGCCGGCGCUCGUCUGCCCGGCCAUGAAUACCGAGAUGUGGCUGCACCCGGCCACGGCGCCGCAGCUGGCCACGCUCGCCGGCUGGGGCUACACGGUGGCGCCGCCUGUCGAGAAGACGCUCAUCUGCGGCGAGACGGGCGUCGGCGCCAUGGCGCACCUCGAGGACAUCUGCAGUCGUGCGUUCGAGCUGCUCAGGGAGCGCGACCAGCGACCGGGCGGUCUAUAACGGACCGAGGGUACGUGCGUAGGGAGGGUGCGCCGGCACGGCACCGGUGGUGGACGGCAGUCACCGCUACGGCAGCGGCGGGCAGCCCGCGGCCACGGCGCCGUUGCACCAUGGGCGACUGUGCUGUGUGGUGCUGUACGCGACCACUCCCAGUGAUAGUGCUGCCAUCGCCGCCGGUGCGGUGUGCUCGAAGAACCAUUUAGCUGCAUGCCACAGGUUGAAUGUGCAAUUGGUUUGGGUCCAGCAUGAUUAUUACUCCAGCCUUUGAGUGACUACGGGCGUGUGAAUCACGAACGGUUUGAGGAAGCCGGUUUGUGAGGUUAGGCAGGCUGGCAGUGGUCUGUUAGUCUCGUUAUGAGUUCGAUCUGGCGAACAGACGACUGGCUGGUGUGAUAUACAGGGUUGAGAGGGUCGUUGCGUUUGUGGUGCAGUUUCACCAGGUGAUGUCGGUGUUUAGUGGACGUGAUUCAUUGCGCCGCCCAGCACCCUGGUUCAGCCGUCCAACGGAUGCUCCACGCUUGGUGCUGCA